AUGGCGCUGCCCGCUGCGGACCGGGCGCUGGUGCGCGCGCUGUGGAGGAAGCUGGGCAGCAACGUGGGCGUGUACGCGACCGAGGCCCUGGAGAGGACCUUCCUGUCCUUCCCCUCCACCAAGACCUACUUCCCGCAUCUGGACCUGAGCCCCGGCUCCGCGCAGGUGAAGGCACACGGCCAGAAGGUGGCCGAUGCGCUGACCCUCGCGGUCGAGCGCCUGGACGACCUGCCCGGAGCCCUGUCCGCGCUGAGCGACCUGCACGCGUACGAGCUGCGUGUGGACCCCGCCCACUUCAAGCUCCUGGGCCACUGUCUGGUGGUGACCCUCGCCCGGCACUUCCCCGGGGACUUCAGCCCCGCCAUGCAGGCCUCGCUGGACAAGUUCCUGAGUCAUGUGUUCUCGGCGCUGUCCUCCAAGUAUCGCUAA
Messenger RNA from Galeopterus variegatus (Sunda flying lemur), 429 nucleotides. RefSeq names its product hemoglobin, theta 1 (gene HBQ1). Gene Ontology annotation, cellular component: blood microparticle; haptoglobin-hemoglobin complex; hemoglobin complex. Gene Ontology annotation, molecular function: peroxidase activity; haptoglobin binding; organic acid binding. The record is from RefSeq and is a predicted model, not a curated record. Lineage: Eukaryota; Metazoa; Chordata; Mammalia; Dermoptera; Cynocephalidae. The coding region runs from base 1 to 429 and encodes 142 amino acids. The transcript is spliced from 3 exons. Gene Ontology annotation, biological process: hydrogen peroxide catabolic process; oxygen transport.